AAGUAGAAAAAUUGCUCCAUACUGGCAACGGUGUAGGGUACUUCCUUUUACCAUGGCUUGACAGUUUAUGAAGAAGAAUCUCGUGUUGUCCAUAAAUUUAAUUACCAUAAAUCUUCAUCAUCAUGGCGUCAUCAAUUGGCUUAACCGGAAAAUUUUUUAUUGACGAUUUAAUUGAUGGAAACAAUUAUCGCCAUGUUACUGUUGUGCCAGACAUUUGGAUCUUCUAGGCUGAUGACAAUUCUUCAAAAUGUUGGUAUCCUAAAAUUUCUGGGCACAUUUCAUCAAAGAAACGUGAAGUACCAAAACCAUGUUGGUAUGUUUAUCCUUGUAUCGUCAGAAAGGAAUAUGGAGCACAUUGCUUCAAUUCAAUCAGACAUUAAUACUGAUGGUAAAGAUGAUGCCAGUCAACCUAACACGUCAUUGGGAAGAGGAAAGAGACACAAGAGGCCGAAUAAAAGAUUCUUGCCUUCAAGUGAUGAUGAAAGCGUUGGUGUAUAUGGACCCACCCAGCCAGAAACAAUUGUGAUUCCAAUAAGUCCAGGUAGCUUAUGUAGGAAUUCUGUUGAUGGUGGUGUUCCUGCUGUGCACCCAACAGCACCACUUGCAGUUCAGUGGAGAUGCAAUAAUUCUGUUGAUGACCCUGGUGUAUCUGGGCCCACUCAGACAGAAGCAAUUGUGAUUCCAACGGUUCCAGUUAGCCUAUUAAGGAAUUCUGUUGGUGGUGUUCCUGCUGCACUGCCAAUGACACCAUUUGAAGUUCAGCAAAGUUGCAGUAACUCUUUUGAGGAAGUCUCACAGCAUAUGAGAGGGGAAAUUACUGUUAAUUCUACGGAUGACAAAUCACCAGUUUCCUACAACAAUUUGUAUUCACAAGAAAUGCCCUAUUCCGGCACGAUUGUAAAUCAGCGGAUGAGUGUUGCGGUACCGAAUCAAUCAAACAUCUUGAGCGAAGUAGAAAUGCCCAACGGUAGUACGCGUAAUGUUUUUUUUUUUAAUCAGAGGAAUCAAUCAAACACCUUGACUUACGGUUCUGUAGCAUUGAUUGGGAAGUUGGUAAAAGAAGUCCUUAAACUACAGGAAUUUAUUUCAAACAUGAUGGCGAAACUCGUCGUUAUGGAAUCAAAGAUGGAAAGCCAUCGACAGCCAGUAGCAGAAACACUAGCUAAUCCAGAGUCCUUCUAG
This is a messenger RNA of Daphnia magna, 1182 nucleotides long. RefSeq lists its product as uncharacterized. The coding region runs from base 175 to 1182 and encodes 335 amino acids. NCBI's taxonomy places the organism in Eukaryota, Metazoa, Arthropoda, Branchiopoda, Diplostraca, Daphniidae. The record is from RefSeq and is a predicted model, not a curated record. The transcript has 6 exons.